CGUCCGAACUGUGGAUGGUGUCACGAUACCUAAGCUGCUACUGAUUACCCUCAUAUAAAAACGGGGCACAUUGAAUUUACAGCUCCCAUAUAGCACUGAUCAUCUGACGGAAAGCAGAAACUCAUCAUGUCAUUUAGAGACCUAAGGAACUUCACAGAAAUGAUGCGAGCACUGGGCUAUCCUCGCCUGAUAUCCAUGGAAAAUUUCAGGACGCCCAACUUCACCUUGGUGGCUGAGAUCCUGAUCUGGUUGGUAAAGAGAUACGAGCCACAAAUGGAUAUUCCCAGUGAUGUUGAAUCUGAGUCUGACCGGGUUUUCUUCAUUAAAGCAGUGGCUCAGUUCAUGGCUAUAAAGGCCCACAUCAAGGUGAACACGAAGCGGCUGUACCAGGCAGAUGGCUAUGCAGUGAAGGAGAUGCUGAAGAUAACCUCUGUGCUGUAUAGUGCAAUGAAGACCAAAGAAAUGGCCACAGGGGACAAACUUGAGGAGGACAGCAGCAAGUUCAAGUUUGACCUGGGAUCCAAGAUUGCAGACUUGAAAGCAGCACGACAGCUGGCUUCAGAGAUCACAUCUAAAGGAGCCACGCUGUAUGACCUGUUGGGGAAGGAGGUGGACCUAAGGGAAAUGAGGACUGCUGCCAUUGCAAGACCCCUGGAGAUCAAUGAGACUGAAAAGGCCCUGAGAGCUGCCAUCAAAGAGGUCCUGGAAAAUGUCCAGAAGACCAAGGAUAUGCUGAACAAUGUGUCAUCAGAUGAGUCCAGCCUGGAGGCCAAGAUCGAGAAGAAGAAGCAGGAGCUGGAGAGGAACCAGAAGCGCCUGCAGACCCUACAGAGUGUACGGCCUGCAUUCAUGGAUGAGUACGAAAAGAUAGAAGAGGACCUACAGAGGCAAUACGAGAUUUACGUGGAGAAGUUCCGCAACCUGAGCUUCCUGGAGCAGCAGCUGGAGGACUACCACAGGCUGGAGCAGGAGAGGUUUGAGGAGGCGGAGAACAGCCUGAGAAUGAUGCAGAACAAACUGCGAGAGGAGGAGCGGAGCCUGAUGAGGAGUGGAGCUAAAGACGAAGAUUCAGACAUGGACAUUCCAGAGGACGAGGGCUCCGACAGUGACAUGGAGGAUCGUAGGCCUCCCAAACCUCGCCCCGCCCGGAAUGGUCCCUUGCCAGGGAGAGCUGGAGCCCGGUUUGUGGGUACAAUGCACGGAGACAGUGAAGAGGAUGAGUCUGAGGACAGCGAGAUCGACGUGGAUGAGGAUGACGAGGAUGAGGAGGGAGAAGAGGAAGAGAAUGAGGAUCUGGAGGACAACGACAGCCUGGAAGUGCCAGCACCCAAAGCCUCCCGGCCCCCUCAUGGCACCCACCGGCCUGAGCUCCUUGACGAGAGCGACAACGACUUCUGAGAAGCGGAUACCGGGUGCUUUGUCACAGACACACUCACACAAAUGCCACAAGCUCUCAAAGGCACAGCACAGCCAAGUCUCAUGUAUGUACUCCCAUACAAUAUCCCUCGGUCACUCUGAAACUCAACGUGGUACAACUUAAAACCAACAAAGAAACUUGUACUAGAUGAGACCUGUGCAUUCAUGAAUACACCCACCAGUCCUUACUCCAGUUCUGACCCUGUGGGCUUACUGUGUUGAAUAUUACAGUUCACUUACAUUGUGUGGCUGUAGGGUACUGCAUACAAAACAUUUUGACCAAAUAUUUAUUUUCAUCAUUUAGAAUCAUUAGCAUUAUAAAAGUAUGUUUUGACACAUUUAAAGUACAAUUCAACCGCAGUUUUGUAACUGUAUA
This is a messenger RNA of Megalops cyprinoides (Indo-Pacific tarpon), 1792 nucleotides long. RefSeq names its product clusterin associated protein 1 (gene ift38). The transcript has 13 exons. Gene Ontology annotation, cellular component: centrosome; cilium; intraciliary transport particle B. The record is from RefSeq and is a predicted model, not a curated record. NCBI's taxonomy places the organism in Eukaryota, Metazoa, Chordata, Actinopteri, Elopiformes, Megalopidae. The coding region runs from base 127 to 1398 and encodes 423 amino acids. Gene Ontology annotation, biological process: cilium assembly.